UUGAUUUUCUGUUUUUGUAUUUAGUUUUUAUUUUUAUCUUUUGCUAAUUUGUUUGCUUAGAAUCUUAUUUUCAGGUACAAUAAAUCACUCGUUUUGCGUGUGCACAAUUGGGAAUAAGAGGUAAGUCUCUUAACGAGUUGUGGGCAUAAUUUUUAGCGAGAUGAAUCCUUUUGGGAACAACGUAUAUGGUUCACAAGACCAUCCAUACUAUGAUGUCUAAUGAAUUCAUGGAUUUGCAACGUACAUGGAACCAGAUUGACCAACUCCCAACGUGUCGAGUUUCGUACCUAGUGAAACAUAUGAUAGUGUAUUUAGACCUGUUCCGGAUAGUACUUAUGAUCUUUCACCCAUUCAACGGGAAGAGACAUGGUAUGAAGAACCUAUUGUGAGUAGUAGCGGAAAACGUGUUAACAUAAAGAAACUCUUUAGACAAUAUGAGCGGUUGGAAGAAGAGGGAGCAAUGGAAGAGACUCUUCAAGCAAUUUCUAGGGCCAUACACAUGGAGGUUAACCGCCGUGUUAAUAAUGGAGAAGAGCCCCAAGAAGAAGAUUCCGAGGAUGAUGAACCUUUGGAAAAUAUUGAUAAUGGAGGUGCUACUAGCUCAACUCAUGAUUAUAAUGAUCAUUUUCCUAUUCGAAAGGAAGAAGUUGAGUCUAGAAACACAACCAUUAUUGAUGGUAAGACUUAUGUUGUGUAUGAGAGCGAUGAUGAUUAUGACUUCUUUGUGAAUAACACCCCUAAUUCAGAGAUUGUGAAUACUUUGAAUGAGAAGUCAACUUGUGACGAGGCACAUAAGGAUUACGAAAAUUUGCUUAUGGAAGAUUCUGAUUUCUUUUCCGAUGAGGAGGAAAGUGAUGAAGAAUGGCUCGUAAAGAGUUUGAAUGAGAAUUGUGAUACUUGUGAUGUAGGAGAAUCAAUGGACUUUUUCAGAAGUACUGAGGAUCCCGUAAUGCGUGAGAUUAUGCGAGGUUUGUCUAACCCUUUAUAUGAGUCUCUAUCUAAUGAUGAUCCGCCCAAACUUGAAGUAGUUUCUCAUAGAGUUGGUAAUCCAUCUUUUAGGAAAAUACCUCAUUUGGGGAUGGAAUUAUGUGCUUCAAAAGUUUUAUCCGAAUUUCUUGCAUCCAAGUAUCCACCAUAUGCGUUUGAGUCUAACACCAUGCAGGUUUGCCGAGAGGAACGAGACGAAGUUCCUUCCACUUAUAUUUUGUAUACACUUCCGAGUGUAGAAAGGACUAAGUGUGAGGGUGACUCUCGUGGGAUGAUAGUUUCAAUUUUUCCAUUAUUUGCUAAUAUUUGUGUGAAGCUUUUGCUAUAUAUGCAAAUUGUUUUGUGGGUGGAUCCUCAAAUUUUCAAAUUGUUGAUAUAUGGGGAGUCUAUUUUGAAUAUUACUCGUAUGCGUCAAUCAGGUGAACAAUUCCAAUUCUUAUUUCCUUGUCUGUUUCAAGUAUUCCUCUUAUUCUUUUUGCAAUGGUUUGAAACAUUGAGGACAAUGUUUGAUUUAAGUGUAGGGGUAGUGUAUAAUAAGAAGGAAAAAAGUUGACGUAUACAAAACUCUAACUUUUAGAGAUUUUUGAACAAUUUAGAACAAACACUAGCCUUUCUAAGUAGAUGGAAUUUUUUCUUGACGAUGAGGUAUAUAUUAGCUGAGUCGGGAUUAAAUGUCAAUUAAAUAACUUGUUUAGUGUUUAUCCUCUAUUGUUCAGAAAUAGUUAUGAGUUGGAGUAUCAGUUUAUGUAAUUUGUAUAUAAUUUAUAGAGUU
Messenger RNA from Papaver somniferum (opium poppy), 1759 nucleotides. RefSeq lists its product as uncharacterized. The record is from RefSeq and is a predicted model, not a curated record. Lineage: Eukaryota; Viridiplantae; Streptophyta; Magnoliopsida; Ranunculales; Papaveraceae. The transcript is spliced from 2 exons. The coding region runs from base 461 to 1540 and encodes 359 amino acids.